This is a messenger RNA of Annulohypoxylon maeteangense, 1137 nucleotides long. RefSeq lists its product as uncharacterized. Lineage: Eukaryota; Fungi; Ascomycota; Sordariomycetes; Xylariales; Hypoxylaceae. Bases 1 to 1137 code for a protein of 378 amino acids. The transcript has a single exon. The record is from RefSeq and is a predicted model, not a curated record.
AUGGCUCCAUCUCCUUAUUUCGACUACGUCCCUUACCGGGAUGGAAAUAUUAGCAAAGAGAUGUCCGAUCUCGCUGAUGUAAUGGAGCAGAACGACUUCAAGAUACAUCAUAUUCGGAAUUGGCUUCAAAACACAGAGCUACCCCAGAAUGACAUUACGCACGAACAAAUUAACCGAGCAUUCAGCGAUACAGAACUAAUGGGAAGAAUACUCGAAAUAGAGAUGGGUGUGCACCUUAAACUUACCCACGAAGCACUUCUUUAUAAAGAGCUUCUGCAUCACAAGGAUUGGCAGUUCAUGCAAUUAAUGCAGCUUGAUCUGGAAUUGAUGCGCCUUUCAUCGGGAUAUUUUUCUGGGCCUGUUAUGGCUGUAAGUACCACAAUUGAUGGUUUGGCGAAUGAUACAGGUGAUAUUUCCCCAGUAUCAGCACCAGUAAAUCUCAGUGCAGAACACCCGGUGGUCCCUAACCCUUCAGCGAUAGAAGAACAUAUUUUGGACCCCGCGUUGGAAAAUAUCCCAGAGGUAGUUACGGAUUCUAUUCCAGAUCAUAUGCCAUUAUAUGUUCCGGAAUACGCUCCAUAUCCCAUGUUGGAUUGCAACCCGGAUUUUGCCCUAGAAGACCUCGCUGGCGUUACUUCGGAGCCCAUUCAAGCUUAUACCGAAUAUUUUCCUGGAGAUAUAGAUAUGCUAGAGUAUUCUGGCCUCAAUUAUAUUCCGGAUCAUGCGGUAGGGGAAAUUCUAGAAUACGGUCUGGAUCAAGCACCGGACUAUAUUUACGAUGGUCAAGUUGCAGGGGAUAUUCCAGAAGCUGCCCUAGUACCCACCCCCACACUAGCCCCAAGCCCUGAACAUUCUGCCUUCAGCCCCGCAUCCUGUCAAAAUCCCCUACAGCAACCAAAAGAUGCACCCAUGCCUGACCCCGUGGGUAUUCUAGAACCCGUAACGGAAUCUAGUACAAUGCCGGAGCUUGUCCCAGCGCCAGCUCCUACAGUGAAUCCGGCUCUAGUUGUGGUUCGUAAACCUGUGCGUAAAGGCGGGGUUAGGAAAUCUAGUAAUACUAAGCAUAAACUCGUCAAGCCUGGCAGAGGUUACGCUCGUAAACUACCUCCAACAGGAAAACACAUAGGUUCUCGAUAA